Papilio machaon (common yellow swallowtail) is the source of this 738-nucleotide messenger RNA. Its product is annotated as putative ankyrin repeat protein RF_0381. The transcript is spliced from 6 exons. The record is from RefSeq and is a predicted model, not a curated record. Lineage: Eukaryota; Metazoa; Arthropoda; Insecta; Lepidoptera; Papilionidae. Bases 1 to 738 code for a protein of 245 amino acids. Gene Ontology annotation, molecular function: protein binding.
AUGUUUUGGUUCCGAUACGGGCAAAGAACAUCGACUUCAUCGGAAUAUUCCGAUUCUCAAAACGUGAGCGUUUCAUCUAAUAGACAUGACUAUCAUAAUGCUCAGGUGAAAAGAGCCGUAGCGCUCAUACAUGAGGAUAAGGAAUUUCUUAUUGCUGCGGAAAUCGGCAACUACAAGAUGCUUGAAAUCCUUAUCAGACAAGGUGUGGAUAUACAGCAAAUGGACCAUCUAGGGAGAAAUGCUCUCCAUUUGGCAGUGUGCGCUGACAGCAUGGAUACGAUCGUACUACUCCUCAAUGCAGGCGUCAAGACUAAUGUUAAGGAUAAUCUCGGAAUGACGCCACUGUCGCUUUCGCUUAUGAGAAGGCCGUCUUUGGAAGUGGCCCAUCUUCUUUUUGAUCAUGGUGCUAAAAUAAUACCUCGACUAAAGCCAAUGGACACGGGACUUUUCCUCCAAUUUGUCAUGAUGUGUACACCAACUGACGAAGAAACGAAGAUACUUGCACUUCUGAUAGACAAAGGCGCGCUUAUUAACGACCCAGAAGCUCCAGGUGGCCGACAAGCUCUGCACUUCGCCGCAAUGAGCGACAACUGUCCCCUUAUACAGAUCCUCAUUAACCUUGGAGCAGAUUUGUUUUUGGGUAAUCUAAGCUUACCACUUGUUAUACACUGGCAAAACGAAACAUUGGAGAAAAAAUUACUGUUCCAGAAAUCUAUGGUGUUACCACCAAUAACAUAA